CGGUUUAUUCCAGUUUCCAAUCGCGUCCGGCGCGCACCAAGACGCACCAGCGAGCGAUCAGCUGGGCAGCGUUUCCCUCCCAGAAGGCAGGGCUGCGUUGAGGCACACUCACUCACUCUCUGCUUAGACUAUUCAACAGAGUUUGCUGUUUGCUCCAUUUUUAUUACUUUUUGUGUCCUGACUGAUUUUGCGGACGAGAUGUUGGAGAUACUCGCUUUCCAAAAAUGAACACAGACUGCACCAAGCCCUCUGUUGCUCCCAAGCCAAGAUUUGUUUGUCACGCCAAGCUGUCCCCCCUUCUGUCUGCAGCCAGGGGUCCUAAACCUUCUAUAGCCCCAAAACCUAAAGUCGCAUCAGAGGUAAAUGGCAGCCAGGGAGGAUGCAGUAAUGGCAGCCUGGUAACCUCAGAUGGUGAGGCUGAUGAGGAGCACAAGACAGAGAAUGGUCUAAACAAAGCAAGUAUAGACACAUUGCCAACGGAGCAACAAUUUAACUCUUACAUCCUCAAAUCACCACAAACAGACUCACCAUCGGGGUCACAUGGGCUGGAGGACAGAGAUGUGACAGAGGAGGAAAACGAAGAUGAAGAUAUGAUUCUGAAGAUGGAUGAGGACUGGAGAUUAACUGACAGUGCUGUGACAGAGGAAGCUGAUUCCCUGGAAACACUUUGGAUCAGUGAUGCUAGACCCACGGCUGACUCGGAGGAGGCAGUGGAGAUGAUUGACACAGACGUGACGGAGGACAUGGAUGCUGAAGGUUGCGAUGCAGGUGAGGCGCUGGCCGACACAGAUGGCAUCUCUGUGGGAGACUUUUCUGUUAACAGCAUCGAUGAGGAGGCAGGCUGUUAUUCUGGUGAAAGUCGAGACCUGAACAAGAACCAGCGCCAAAUUGAAGAGGAUGCAAAUACAGCAGAUGAUCUAACUGAGUCUUGUACAGAUGAACCUGAUGUCCUGGGUGAAGAAACCACAACUGAGGCUGAUGACAAGCGUGUUUUUCUAGCAGAAGAUGAAGAGAAAGUAGAACCAGUCUCUGACUGUGGUUUCACUUGUAACAUCCUAAAGCUGAGGUGUAGCCCUAAGAUUAAAGAAAAAGGUGAAAGCCAAGAGCACACCCGUUUUUAUGACUUCACUCCUGACAACCAGAAACAGAUCUCUGGUGCAGCUAAGAGACACACUGGCUUAGAAGGCGAUCCAGGUUAUGAGCCGUUUUACAUCUCUUCGGAGGACAUUAUAAACCGAGACUUGAUGCCAAGGAAAGACAAAACUUGUGGACCACUAGAGAGUGCACUCACACAAAGUACCGUUUCUUCUUUAAACAGCCAUGGAGUAUCAGCCAGGAAAUAUGAGGAAACAGCUGAAAAUAUACAAACGGAGUGUUUGGGUUCUCAGGAUUACAUUAACAGCACUCAUGAAAACAAGGUAAGGAUAUGUCCGAAAAGGAUGCCUGUCAAAACUGAAGAGCAUAAUUCUCAUGCAGUGGGAGACGUAUUAAAUCAUUUGUACUUCCAGCCAAGGUUCAGGCAGAUAUCCAUCUCAGUACCAACAGAUGCCGAUACCUCGCUGACCUCUUCAUGCUCAGGAAGCCAGCUCCUGUCCCCAAACGACUCUGAUGUCUUCAGAGACGACGAUGACUCGGAGGGCCACAUUGUGCCCUUUCUGGAUGACACCACUGACACAGAGCAGGACAUCAGCGAUGAGCAUCUAUACGAGGAGCCAGGGAAAAGUUUGUAUGCGGAAAAUGGUUUUCCUUUUGAUAGGAAAGUGACCGGGAUUCGAUCCCACUCUUUGUCACACCGCAUUACUAAUAAAGUGGAGGAUACAGGAGUGCAGUUUCUUCAGAAGCCCUACAUGAGUGGAUUUGGACAACCUGCAAUGAGCAGCAGCCCCAUGUUAAACUCAACACGGCACAAAAGUUACUCAAAACCCCAUUAUUUGUCCCUGUACCCCCGUUCCCUGUCCAUGGAGGGCCAAGACUCAUCUCUGUGUGUCUACAGGGAAGGAUCUCCUAGACAGAGAGGUGCCCUUUGUUCAUCUGAAAGCUUCUCCAGGCGCUCCCCUCUCUCAUCCAGUGCCCUAUCCACACCUACAUCUGCAGUGGAUAUCCCUCCUCCGUUUGAGCUGGCCUACAUCACUAAGAGGCCUAUUACAAAGAGUUCUCCUUCCCUUCUCAUUGAGGGGGACUCAUCAGAGAAAAACAGGAAAAAGAAGUCCUCCCUUAAGCGCUUUCUCAUGCUUAAAUUUAGGCGGAAGACAGAAAACAAGCCCGCGGUCGAUGUCAAACCAUCGUUCUUUAAGCCCUCAGCAGAGUCCAGCCACCGUACGCCCAGCAGACUGCUGGAUUUAGAUAGAAGCAGCAUAAACAGCUCUCCGCAGCUGAACUCACGCUCAGUCAGCAAACUACAAGUUUCACCUGAGCCGGCCUCUCCCUUCCUGUUCUACAAGGAAAGCAGAAGGAAAGGGAACACUGUGGCCUUCCUCAAUCGCAGCGUUGUCCGGGUGGAGUCCUUCGAGGAUCGCUCUCGUGUGCCUUUCACUCCUCUCCCCCUGACCAAGCCUCGGUCCAUCUCCGUCCCCAACACAGAUACCUCUGACUACGAGAAUGUUCCGGCCAUCAGUUCAGACUACGAGAACCUUCAGGUGCCGCAGCGGAGGCCUGUUCGGCAGAUACCUCUCACAGACUUCUUUGUCCGUCCCAGUCGAGUGCUGUCUGCUGCCAAUGAGACAGAUGGUUAUGUGGACAUGAGCAGCCUCCCUGGGUUUGAGAAAAAAACUCAGUCACUUGAACAGGAAACAGAAAGUGCCUAUACAGAAGCAUACAACGUGUGUGCGUUGGCAGCUGGUCCACAGGUUAAUCCGGUGGGUGAAGAUGUGAGAAAGACAAUGGGUGAAGAAGACCAAGGACGCACCUCUGAGGAAGACGAGGCAGUGACAGAAAACAACUAUGACAGACAGUCUGACGGUCGAUCCAGAGCCUUUUACAUCGUCAAAGAGCUGGUGGAUUCAGAGAGAACACAUGUUAAAGCCCUCAAGGUGCUCCAGGAAGACUUUCGUGAGGCUGUUCGGUCGACAGUAGGAGACCAAGGGCAACCUGCGCUGGAUGAUGAGAGACUUCGAGAGAUUCUUAAUGAGCUUCCUGAUGUUUACACCCUGCACCGCACGAUCCUUACUGAGCUAGAGAAUCGAAUCCAACACUGGGAGGACAGCCAAACGAUUGCAGAUAUAUUCCUGAGCAGGAAAGCAGAGUUUUUGGUCUUUACCACCUACAUCGGCCACUAUGAUCGGAGCAUGAGUUUACUGGAGGACAGCUGCCGAACAUCGCCCGCUUUUGCGGAGAUUGUUCAACGUUUUGAGGAGAAAAAUCCAGCUGGGGAAAAUGCCUCCUUUAAACAUCAGCUUCUGCGGGUCAUCGUGCGUGUGGCUCAGUAUCGUAUGCUCCUCACGGAUUACUUGAACAAUCUCUCCCCAGAUUCCAAGGAAUAUGAAGACACUCAGGCUGCCGUAGUAAUCAUGUCUGACAUCGCAGAUCAAGUGAAUGACAGCCUAAAACACGGGGAGAACUUGUUGCGUCUGGUCAACAUAGAGUACAGUGUUCAUGGCCAGCGGGACUUGCUUCAGCCUGGCAGGAUUUUUGUGAAGGAGGGCACGCUGAUGAAGGUCAGCAGGAAGAGUCGUCAGCCCCGCCAUCUGUUUUUGAUGAAUGACGUGCUUCUUUACACCUACCCUCAGCAGGAUGGCAAAUAUAGACUGAAAAACACUUUGCCCCUCACUGGGCUGAAGGUCAGUAAACCCAUUAUUGAAAAUGUCCAAAAUGCACUGAAGAUAGAGGCAGCAGACAUCUCCAUCACUUUGUCUGCAAGUUCCUUUUUUGAAAGAGAGGACUGGUUUUACACUCUUAAUCGCGCUGUGACUGAGCAUAUGAGAGGCUCUGUGACAUUCAGCAGUUGCUCUGGAGAGGCCAGAGAUCGCCUCCGGCUGACUCUAGGAGAGAAGGCUCCCACACUUGUUCCCGUCUCACAAGUGAUGAUGUGCAUGAACUGCACCUCGGAUUUUAGUCUCACUCUUCGCAGACACCACUGCCACGGCUGUGGACGGAUUGUUUGUCGGAGCUGCUCCAGGAACAGAUACCCUCUGAAGUACAUGAAGGAUCGCAUGGCCAAAGUGUGCGAUCACUGUUACAAUGAGCUAAAGAAGAGAGGCGGAGAUGCUGCUGUGAUGUCAGGGCAGACUAGCCCUCGGUCAAACCGCUCCAGUCGUCCGCUCUCCACCGUGUUCCAGAACAUUCAUCCUCCCAAUAUUUGGAGACAUCGGAAAGGCACUGCAUCCUUCACACAGGUGACAGUGUCGGAGGAGGGCUCAAUCAGUGGCAGUCUACAGCGAAGCAAGAAGAGCAAAAGGAACUGGAAGAGACUGUGGUUCCUCCUAAAAGACAAGGUGCUUUACACCUACAGAGCCCAAGAGGAGAAGGUAGCGUCAGAGAGUUUACCUCUGUUGGGUUUCACAGUGAGGCUGCCUGACAAGCAGAGGGGAGAUGAAGAGGCUAAUGUCUUCCAGCUGUACCACAAAAACACUUUGUACUACACUUUCAAAGCUGAAGAUAACAACACAGCCCAGAGAUGGGCAAACGCCAUGGAGGAAGCCACAGUUUUAUAGAAUAAGCUGAAAGAAAAGUCUGCCUUUCUCUUUGUACACACUUGCGCCCCUCAAAAAACUUCUGACUGUGAAACCACAGCGAAGAGGAACAAACACUGUUUUAUUACUGCAGGUUUACAAGUUAUAACUUGCCAGCUGGACUGAAGAAAAGAAGACAUUGUGUUCUUUGAGAAGGGACAUGAUCACCUACUUUGUCAACCUCCAAGUGUUCCCUGCCUGCUGGUAGAGCAGGUGUGAUGCUGAGAACCACGAGAUGCACUGGCCCAGAUACCUGACAGUGUGGAACAUUACAAUGAUGUGACCUGUAUUUCCCCCAGCAGCUGAUCAGCGUCACUCCUCCAAAUUGUGGUGAAAUGCUGUCGAUUAUUUCCAAGUUUUAUUACUAACAAUAUUUUGAAUAUGUUGAAUACUUCAGAAGAGGCUGAAACGAUAAUAACACCUGUCAGCUUAACUCAGAAAUGGCCUCAUCUUUAGUCAAACAUGCAUUAUUUAUGCCUUAAUUUCAACAUUUGUUCUUGCACUGGAUCUCCAUAAAUAUGCUCUGAAGCACAGGCUGCAUCAAAUAGGGAGUAACUUUAUAUGUAUAAUAGUGUCGAUUGCUUUGCCAUGUACUGUAUUGUGGAGAUGAACGUGAAUAAGUAGUUUCUAUGCCUUUUGCACUGAUUUGAAAAAGAAAUGAUUGUACAAAUGAGUGUCAUUCAUUACUGGGACCAAAAGGUUCAACUACUGUACUUAAUAUACUAGCUACUGGGAAAAUGUGGAAAACUAUGUCUUUAACAUUUUAAAUCCCUAUAAUAAGUAUAUUAUAAAUCCAUGUUUGUAUAAGACUCACUGAGCUGGAGCGGAUCUGCAGACGUGGACUGAAACAUGAAUCACCGAUUGCACUGAUCUACAUAAUCAGUGUUUUGGACUUUGUACUGUACUAGAUGUUUUCUUAUGUUUAUUUACAAGACAAUAAUUUGAAAACAAAGUAAAAGAUACUAUAUGAUCAUACAAAGAGUCAGUGUCUGUGCUUUCUCUUCAUUCUGCUCGUGUCCUCUAGAUGGCAGGUGGACUAUAUUUGAAAGCAGGUGGCAGGCUGUCAUUGAUUUUCUGUUACCGUGUCCUUGCUCGUGGUUUACAACAUAUACUUUAGAUUAAAAUAGGAAAAAUUCAACAUGCAGCAGCUUCUAAAUAAACCUAAAGGUGCCUGGGCUGACAAAUAGUCCAUGUGACGCUUGUUCCGAGACCAAGCUGGUCAGUUUUUCAGCUCACGUGCAGAGCUUCUCGGGAAGACACAGUGGGACUAAGUGAUACACAGACCAGUGUGCUGUUGGGCCAAAGACAGGCCAGGCCUGUUCUGCUUCUCAUCUACCCCUGAGGCUUCCUGACCCAGAAUAAUAUCAGGCAGAAAGUUUGCUUUCUGGGGCUACUGAAAAGUUGCAGACACCUCGUCCUACAUAAAGGAGAGACCAUUCAUCACUGUGUUCUUCCUCUCUAGCCCCAGUUCUGCUUUCUCCCUACUCUGUUUGCUUUCAUCACAUAUCUUCAGUUGGGACUUCUCUGCCUACGUUGCAUAGCAGUUGCCAGAUGCCACAAGGAAAGCAGGGUACAAACCUAGUUUACCUAAAUGUAGAACUUCUCUGUCAGCUUCCAAAUGCAAAUUUAGUGUGUCCGUAUUUAAAAUACUUCCCCUUAACUUUUUUUCCUUCUUCUAAAAACAGGAACUCAUUGCAAGGGCAUAUAUGAGGGCAUAUAUGACUAGAACAGGUAUAUCCGGUGGCACUUUUAAUGAUUAUUUAUGUGCUAGUUAAGAAGCACAAAAAGAAAGCCUUCUGUGUGCUUGACAUGUCUUUUUCAGUGAGGCAGGAAUGGUGUCAUAAUCCGGUCUUACUUCCACAUUGCUGCAGGCGGGAGCAAUGCAGAGUGAAGCAAAUAAUCAAUCGUACACACAGCCUACUCAAUAAGGUCAGAUGCAUGCAGCUCUGUUAUAUGUGGUCUGUUACCAUUAACAACUGAUGCUACGGAGCCGCUUGAAAUCUAUUCUGAGGUGAGCUUCCUUACCUGUGGCUUUUUACUCACAACGCACCAACAGCACACACUCGACUUUAUUUAACGACAAACUCACACUGACACGCUCGGACCGCCAGUCUUUGUCUGAGAAGGGAAUGCAGCGUUUGCAUUGAUGUCGUGAGCUACAACAGGAUAGCUUCUCAUCUUUCAUAGUGCUGUGUGGGCAGCAUUGCCUCAGGGGAAAGGAAAAGAGUUUAUUAUGCAAGAGCUGGAUGUUUAAUAAAAAGAAAGACUCCGUCCCCUUGACAUUGGCUUGACAUUUCUGGGUUUGCACCUUGUGUUUCUCGUUCUCACUCAGAGAUGGGGAGAGGAAGUGGAGAAAAGAAAAGAUACAGAGAGGCUGGAAGAAUAGAGGGACUCACUCUUAUGUCCCACUUUGCAAACUCUUUGCAGCCUACACUGCCAAGUCAAUGUUACACCUAUUCCACCUCCCCUAAAGCUUUAAAUAGCCCGCUUUCCCUCAAAAGGACAAACCAGAGAGAAACACACAGCCUUCAGCACACUCUGCACCUCCGACUGAACAUACAUUAUUCCUGCUGCCUAAACGGGUAGUCUGCAUUGUGCCUUCUGUUCUCUGGUGAUCAGUGUGUCAUAAACAUUUAGAAAGAGAUAAUUAAACAUAUGUCAGCAGGACCAGCAGCCAACAAUAAAAGGCUUUGAGAUAUGACAUCUCAGAGGAGGCUUUUGCAAACUCCAAACACUUAAAAAAAUGCUUGUUAUUUGGUGACCAGGCUUUAGAGCUGUGUUAAUGAGAGUUAAUUUAGAAGACUGACAUCACACUCGGGACUUUCCAUUUAAAGUGGAUCUUGUUUUGUUUUGUUUUUUUAAUUCUGACCGUAGAAUC
Molecule: messenger RNA, 7545 nt
Organism: Haplochromis burtoni (Burton's mouthbrooder)
Lineage: Eukaryota; Metazoa; Chordata; Actinopteri; Cichliformes; Cichlidae
Product: FYVE, RhoGEF and PH domain-containing protein 5
Exons: 21
Coding region: 225-4649 (1474 amino acids)
Cellular component (GO): cytoplasm
Molecular function (GO): metal ion binding; guanyl-nucleotide exchange factor activity
Source: RefSeq, a predicted model, not a curated record